Molecule: messenger RNA, 2432 nt
Organism: Trichogramma pretiosum
Lineage: Eukaryota; Metazoa; Arthropoda; Insecta; Hymenoptera; Trichogrammatidae
Gene: Cpsf73
Product: cleavage and polyadenylation specificity factor 73
Exons: 3
Coding region: 132-2201 (689 amino acids)
Biological process (GO): mRNA 3'-end processing by stem-loop binding and cleavage
Cellular component (GO): mRNA cleavage and polyadenylation specificity factor complex
Molecular function (GO): 5'-3' exonuclease activity; RNA endonuclease activity; RNA binding
Source: RefSeq, a predicted model, not a curated record
UUGGCGCUGCCGACAUCUGUGAUCAAUGUGCCGCCAGUUCAAGCGCGUCUCGCUUGUAUUGUGUGUUUAUUUAUGAAAAGAAAACACAUCAAUUCAAAACCUUUUAUUUUUUUGACUGAAUUUUCACAAGUAUGCAGAGCAACAUGUCAACCAAAAGAAAACAGGUUGAAGGAAUGGUUCCAUCUGAAGAAAAUGAUUUGCUUACCAUCAGACCCUUAGGUGCUGGACAAGAAGUAGGACGUUCUUGUAUAAUGUUGGAGUUUAAAGGAAAAAAGAUUAUGCUUGAUUGUGGUAUUCACCCAGGACUCAGUGGCAUGGAUGCCCUUCCAUUUGUUGAUAUUGUUGAAGCUGACGAAAUAGAUUUAUUAUUGAUUUCUCAUUUUCAUCUUGACCACAGUGGUGCUUUACCCUGGUUUUUACUAAAAACCAGCUUCAAAGGCAGAUGUUUCAUGACACAUGCUACAAAAGCAAUUUAUCGGUGGUUAUUAUCUGAUUAUAUCAAAGUCAGUAAUAUCGCAACUGAGCAAAUGCUUUAUACAGAAGCAGAUUUAGAAGCUAGUAUGGAUAAAAUUGAGACGUUAAACUUUCAUGAAGAAAAAGAUGUAUUUGGUAUCAAAUUUUGGGCUUAUAAUGCUGGACAUGUUCUUGGUGCAGCUAUGUUUAUGAUUGAGAUUGCUGGGGUUAAAAUUCUAUACACUGGUGACUUUAGCAGGCAAGAGGAUAGACAUUUAAUGGCAGCUGAAAUUCCAAAUGUGCGCCCAGAUGUACUUAUAACUGAAGCAACAUAUGGUACACAUAUUCAUGAAAAACGUGAAGAUCGCGAGGGACGCUUUACAACUCUUGUUCAUGAGAUUGUUAAUCGUGGUGGACGCUGCCUUAUUCCUGUAUUUGCUUUGGGUCGAGCCCAAGAACUCCUACUUAUUCUUGAUGAAUAUUGGUCUCAACAUCCAGAACUCCAUGAAAUUCCAAUUUACUAUGCAUCAUCUUUAGCUAAAAAAUGUAUGGCUGUAUACCAAACUUUUAUCAAUGCCAUGAAUGACAAAAUACGCAGACAAAUAGCUAUCAACAAUCCUUUUGUAUUUAAACAUAUCUCUAAUCUAAAAGGCAUCGAUCAUUUUGAAGAUAUUGGACCAUGUGUUGUAAUGGCUUCACCAGGUAUGAUGCAAAGUGGAUUGUCCAGAGAACUGUUUGAAUUAUGGUGUACAGAUCACAAAAAUGGGGUAAUAAUAGCGGGUUAUUGUGUAGAAGGAACUCUGGCUAAAACUAUUUUAUCAGAACCAGAAGAAAUUACAACAAUGGGUGGACAAAAAUUACCAUUGAAAAUGUCUGUUGAUUAUAUUUCAUUUUCAGCCCAUACAGAUUAUCAGCAGACUUCAGAGUUCAUAAGAGUUUUGAAACCUCUUCAUGUUAUCCUAGUCCAUGGUGAACAAAAUGAAAUGGGCAGACUCAAAGCUGCUCUGCAGCGUGAGUAUGAAGAUGACCCAGAUACAGUUAUGGAAAUUCAUAAUCCAAGAAAUACAGUUGCUGUUGAACUUUAUUUUAGUGGUGAAAAAACAGCCAAAGUGAUGGGUACAUUAGCCAUGACUACCCCAAAACCAGGACAAAAACUCUCUGGUGUUUUGGUCAAAAGAAACUUUAAUUAUCACCUACUGGAUCCUUGCGACCUUAAUAGAUACAGUGAAAUGAGUAUAAGUCAAGUUGUUCAACGUCAAAGCGUAUAUUACUCUGCACCAUUACCGACCUUGAAGCAUUUGUUGACGCAAAUAGCUGGUACCCUUGAAACUAUAGAUGACAAAAAAUUACGCGUUUUCAAAAAUGUCGAUCUCACCAUCGAGGGUAAAAUUAUCACGAUGGAAUGGCUGGCGACACCAGUGAACGACAUGUAUGCUGACGCCGUUCUCACCGCUCUAUUGCAAGCUGAAUCCAUGGAAAAUAAUCCGAAAAUGCUUACUGCACCAACUAAAAUGGAUAAAAUGCAUUUUAAAGAAUGCCUUAUAGAAAUGCUACAAGAGAUGUUUGGUGAAGACUCUGUGCCAAAGAUAUUUAAAGGUGACAAAUUAUACGUUACAGUAGAUAAAAAGAAAGCACACAUCGACCUUAUGACACUAGAAGUUUCGUGUCCGGAAGACGAUACAUUCCAACAAAUUGUACAUACAGCUGUAUCGAAGUUAUAUCAGUCGUUGUCACCACCAAUCGAUUGAAGUUAUCAACAUAAGAAAAAAUAUAUUUCAUAAGUUAAAGUCAUACUUAUACUCGAUUUUUAAGUGCGAUACGUAACGAGGAAAAAGCGAUAUUUUCCGUCGUUUUCUUUCCAACUAAAGUAUUUGAUUAUAAUCAAAGGUAAAGACAACGGAUUUAUUGAACCGAUACUUGUACAUAGAUUUUUUAUUGUAAUUAAAGAGUAGAUGAAAUAAAAACAGAAUAAAAGCCUA